Monoraphidium neglectum is the source of this 351-nucleotide messenger RNA. Its product is annotated as agmatine deiminase. NCBI's taxonomy places the organism in Eukaryota, Viridiplantae, Chlorophyta, Chlorophyceae, Sphaeropleales, Selenastraceae. The record is from RefSeq and is a predicted model, not a curated record. Gene Ontology annotation, biological process: putrescine biosynthetic process. The transcript has 2 exons. Gene Ontology annotation, molecular function: agmatine deiminase activity; protein-arginine deiminase activity. Bases 1 to 351 code for a protein of 116 amino acids.
AUGUGGGCCGACCCCUCAGUGGUGGAGGAGGCCAGGGGCUACCUGGCUGACGCGCCCAACGUGAGCGUGGUGGCCAUGCCCAUCAACGACGGCUGGCUGCGCGACUGGGGGCCCACCUGCAUCGCGCGCACCAACCCCGAGACCGGCAAGCGCGAGGUGGCGGGCGUGCACUGGGACUACGACUGCUACGGCGCCCCCGGCAAGAUCAGGGACGGCCGCCCCGCCAUGAUGCCCAACUGGGACAAGGACUAUGCCGCCGGCCGCGCAGUCCUGGAGCACUACGGCCUGCCUGUCUUUGAGUGCCCCCUGCACCUGGAGGGCGGCUCCAUCCACAGCGACGGCCAGGGGUGA